AUUAAACAUAUGGUUGAAACUUAUGGCAUGUAUUUAUCCAUUUUUUGACUACAACAAGAAAUUAAAAACCCAAGUACUACUAGGAGUGAAUACUACAUUGCAUAGUACAACUUUUUUUUUAAUGAUAUCAAUCAAUUAUAUCAAACAAAACCCAAAACCAAAACCAAAUUUUCUCUCCAUCAAUUAGAGCCAUGGGAGAAAAAGAGAAGAACAAGAACAACAAGAAGCAAAAGCAUCAACAUCCAAAUUCCCAAACAACCAAACAAACCUCAGAUUUCUCCUUCAAACCAACCUCAGAGGUAAAAGGUAUAAGAUUUGGUGGCCAAUUCAUAGUAAAAUCAUUCCCAAUCAGAAGAGCAAAACCCUUAGAGCUUCUCAAAGUUCUUUCUUUCCCAACAACAAACAAAUCCAAAUCUCACAAACUUCCUUUCCCUUCCACAACAGCAUUCUUGCCAACAAACUUCACAAUCCUAGCACAUCAAGCAUGGCACACACUAACCCUAGGACUUGGUUCCAAGAAGUCUAAAGUUCUUGUCUUUGUGUUUGAAACCGAAGCUAUCAAGUGUUCUGUUGAUAGAAUUUGGCCACAUGAAAUAGCACUUGGUGAGGUGAACAAGAAACUCAUAAAGGGUCUGUCUGGUUUUGAAAUGGCGAGAUUCAAAUUCAGAAAAGGGUGUUUGACUUUUUAUGUGUAUGCUGUUAGAGAAAUUGGAAGCUUUGGUUUUCUUUGUGCGGAAGAUUUGAAGAUUGUUCUUGAAUCUGUUGUGGAACUUAAGGAUUUCUUGGAUCAUACUGUUAUGCUUUCUAUGACAAAUCAAAGAAGCAUUAGUUACUCUAAAUCUCAAUCUCAAAAUCAAAAUCAGGUUGCAAUGGCUCAUUGAUUAAUCUUGUUAUUUUAUUAAUGAUAUGUUUAAUUCUUAUAUACAUAUUCAUCAUUCUUGUUUUAGGAUAUGAAUUUGUUAACAUGUUUUGUUUCUUAGUAUUUGUUUAUUUGUUGAUUAUGUUUUUUUUUUGAAUUUGGAGAGAAAAAAAAGUGUAAUUUAGAAUGAAUAAUUUUGGUGUUUGGAUUGAGUUGAGGUUGAAUUUGUCAUUUUCACUGACAUUUAUUGAUGCAAAAAUUUGUUAAUUAGCAA
This is a messenger RNA of Lathyrus oleraceus (garden pea), 1133 nucleotides long. RefSeq lists its product as uncharacterized. Lineage: Eukaryota; Viridiplantae; Streptophyta; Magnoliopsida; Fabales; Fabaceae. The transcript has a single exon. The coding region runs from base 192 to 881 and encodes 229 amino acids. The record is from RefSeq and is a predicted model, not a curated record.